This is a messenger RNA of Labrus mixtus (cuckoo wrasse), 3745 nucleotides long. RefSeq names its product TGF-beta receptor type-2-like. Lineage: Eukaryota; Metazoa; Chordata; Actinopteri; Labriformes; Labridae. Bases 189 to 1943 code for a protein of 584 amino acids. The transcript is spliced from 10 exons. Gene Ontology annotation, biological process: cellular response to growth factor stimulus; heart development; protein phosphorylation. The record is from RefSeq and is a predicted model, not a curated record. Gene Ontology annotation, cellular component: signaling receptor complex; plasma membrane. Gene Ontology annotation, molecular function: transforming growth factor beta binding; SMAD binding; activin receptor activity.
GAGAGAGAGAGAGAGAGAGAGCGAGAGAGAGAGUGGGUGUGUUGGUGGUUCGGCGGCUUCACUCUCCAGCUGCUGAGCGGGUUGGAGCGCACCGACGAGGAAACAAACUGAACUCACUCCUCAUCUGAACUGUCAUUCACUCCACCUUUAACGUGAAUGAGAGUGUUUUGGGCGGAGGACACGGAAACAUGGCGGGACAGCGCUGUUUUUUCUCUUUACAUGGAGCUUUAUCGAUCUUUUUCUUCUCCGCGCUGCUGCAUCCCGGGACUGCCGGUAUGCUCCAGCUUUUCCCCAUGAGUAAGCUGUGUAAGUUCUGCGACGUGGAGCCGUCCUCCUCCUGUAGUGGCACGGGGACCUGCUUCACCAACUGCUCCAUCACAUCCAUCUGCGUGGAAGCCAGCGAGGUCUGUGUCGCUGUCUGGAGAAAGAACGAGACAGACUUCUCCAUCGAAACGAUGUGUCACGACCCGGCCAGGUCGCUGCACGGCAUUAUGCUGGACGACUACAACAGCUCCACCUGUGUGAUGAAGGAGAAGAACACGACGAGUGGGAUGGCUCACAUCUGCUCCUGUUCCGAGGAUGAGUGUAACGACAGGCUGUUAUUCUCCCCCAGUGAGUUUGUGGAUCCAACACAAGAUGAUCCGUUGGUUUCUGUGAUCCUGGUGAGUCUGCUGCCCCUCGUUGUGAUGGGGAUCAUUGUCGUGGGGAUGCUCUACUGGUACCGAGCCUAUCGGCAACGCGUGCUCAGCCGAGAAUGGGAGAGCAGCACCAAGAAACGCAAGCCAAAAGCGGGGCUGGACUGCAGCGACGCCUGUGCCAUCAUGAUGGAUGACGAUAGGUCCGACAGCAGCUCGACGCACGCCAACAGCCUGAAUCACAACACUGAGCCGCUGCCUAUAGACCUGGAUCUGCUGGUGGGAAAGGGUCGAUUUGCUCAGGUGUACAAAGGUAAGCUGAAGCAGACCACGUCGGACCAGUUUGAAACAGUGGCUGUGAAGAUCUUCCCCUAUGAGGAGUACGCCUCCUGGAAGAAUGAGAAGGACAUCUUCUCCAACACCGACCUCCGACAUGAAAACGUCCUCCACUUCCUGACAGCAGAGGAGAGGAAAGUAGAGAAACAGUACUGGCUCAUCACUGCCUUCCACCCUCGAGGAAACCUACAGGAGCACCUGACGCAUAAUGUGAUCAGCUGGGAGGAGCUGCAGGUGCUGGCCAGCUCUUUGUCCCUGGGUGUCGCUCACCUCCACAGUGACCGCCUCCCCUGUGGACGGCCAAAGGUUGCCAUAGUCCACCGAGACCUGAAGAGCUCAAACAUCCUGGUGAAGAACGACCUGACCUGCUGCCUGUGUGACUUCGGGCUGGGACUCAGUUUGGACAGCAGCCUGUCGGUGGAUGACCUCGCCAACAGUGGACAGGUGGGCACAGCGCGUUACAUGGCUCCAGAGGUGCUGGAGGCCCGACUGAACCUGGAGAAUAUGGAGUCCUUCAAACAGACCGACAUCUACUCCAUGGCGCUGGUGCUUUGGGAGAUGACAUCAAGGUGUAAAGCUAUCGGAGAGGUGAAGGACUACGAGCCUGCGUACGGCUCUAAAGUGCGAGAGCACCCCUGUGUGGAGAGCAUGAAGGACAACGUGCUGAGAGACAGAGGCAGACCUGAGAUCCCCGACAGCUGGCUCAGGCAUCAGGGCGUGGCAGUGGUCUGUGCCACCAUCAUGGAGUGCUGGGAUCAUGACCCCGAGGCCCGACUCACUGCCCACUGCGUCGCUGAACGCAUCACAGAGUUGGAGGACGAGAUGGACAAACUGUCCAACCGCAGCUCCUCAGAGGAGAAGAUCCCCGACGAGCAGAAGAUCCCGACGGACGUGGAGAUCCCAGAGAUGGUGAAAAUCACAGAAAUACAGGACAUCAUAGCCGUGGACUGCUCUGUCAGCGACGAGAAGUGAGAGGAAGCUCUGCGUACAUGGAUUUAUCACCAAGGGCACUUAUUUUACUUCUAUGGGAUUGAAGAGAGAAAUCUCGUCUCGUGAUUUCCAGGAGCUGAGCUCCUGAAUCGCAGGGUUUUUAAGUUUUGGUUACAGUGUCAUUUCUUAUUCUCACCCAGCAAAGAGGGUCUCUGGGUUUUGCUUGUGGACUUAAUCGCUUCUAUAUUGUAACUACUUGCCUUAAUCAGCUGAAAAGCUAAAGAGCCAAAAAGCCAAAGUUAACUGGAAGCUUCCAAAGAUGUGCAGAGCAUGGAGACAGUAUUUUUUUUUUAACAGUCAGACAGGCUUCUCUCUUGUUACGAGAAACAAAACAGGGCAAUGACUGUUAAACCAAAGACAUUGGAUGUGCACUUUACCAAAUGAGCAUUGCAGAUAUGAGUCUGUUUAUAUUGUCAUGUAUUCUGACACGUUGGAGUUGAAGGGAGUUUUCUCCGAGAAGUGUCCUUAUGUGUUUGACUUGAGCCAGCAGUGAUGUGCCUAAUGAAGCUGUGGGCUCUUUACCCAGCAACAGGAAUCCAAAGGAAAGUGUGUGUGUGUGUGUGUGUGUGUGUGUGUGUGUGUGUGUGUGUGUGUGUGCUUGUGUACGUGUGACAGUGUGUGUAAAAGGUGUGUUCAGACUAAAAGCGUUGUAGGUUUUUCAUGGGGCAUGAUUACAUACAAAGGAAAUCACAAAAAAAAACAGACAAAUCCUGUUGAGUUGACACGAGGUCAUGCUGCAAUGUGACUAGAAAAAAUGAUCAGCCAUGAGAUUGUGCUGACAGAGACCCCCCGUCCUGUUUCACCAGCAGGGACAGAGUUGGCAGUAGACGAGCGUGAGUCAAUAAACGAAACAUAAAAAAAAAAAAAAAAAAAUAUUCUGCAAUCAAUUUUAAUUUUGCCUGUUUGCCAAAGAAAAAAAAGUAUUUGGUUUGGAAAGUCUGUUGGUUCUCUUUCAGUCGUUCUCUCAGAGACAUCACUUUGUAAGCGUGCCUUAGUGGGCGGGACUGUCUCUCCUUCCCGUCGUGAUGUCAGGGCUAACGGUUGGACAGGAAGGAGAUCCCUAAAAAAAAAACAUGUAUGAAACAUGUUUGAGCAUAAACAGGCUCCUGCCCAGGUGAACAGAAAGCUGAGAACAACAAAUCCAGGGGGAAGUUAUUACUCCACAAUAUAUUAAGAUCGAGCAUAUUAGAUUUCUGCAUCUUCAGAAUGUCCCAUAAUUGUUCCUUUAAACCUCAUCAACUCAAGCAGAGACUGACUUACCGAAAAGGACGUCAAAUUGGUCAACCUUAAGUGGCUUGUGCAACAAAGCUGUGUGCAGUGUGCACCUUUAGACAAUUACAUGAAGCCAGUCAUGACCAUCUGUAAGGGCCAAAGUUGAUUGUGUCGUGUUUCUCGAUUCUGCAGUCAAACUCUCACAGGUGACAUAAAGCAAACAUCCUCUUCUCUUUUGGUCUGAACACAGUGAAACGUGUGUUUUUUUUUUAUCACCCAGCUAUACUUAAAAACCUUGUUUGCCAGAAAAGGCGAGCACAAUGUAAAUAAGACAAUAACUGUAAAUAAGAGAGAAAUCAGCCAAAAAAAGGGAAAGACUUCUUCCUCCGUCGUUUCUUUGAAUUCAGAGAUGAAAAGUCCUCAUGGAGAAGUAUUAUAAAGCCAUUUUCUAUGUUUUCUGUCUAUAUCAACAGGAGUGUGCCAAAGAUAUUAUAUCCUGCCUCAAUACGGUUUGUGUCAUAUGUAAAAUAGUGUAAAUCUUUUAUGAAUUAAAGAUAUUUCUGUAUACUGAG